Paramormyrops kingsleyae is the source of this 2844-nucleotide messenger RNA. RefSeq lists its product as uncharacterized. Lineage: Eukaryota; Metazoa; Chordata; Actinopteri; Osteoglossiformes; Mormyridae. The record is from RefSeq and is a predicted model, not a curated record.
AAUUCCUCUGGAAGAAUAUCUUAAUUAGAGAUAUAUGCAUUUUUUUAAAGUUCAGGUUAAGUCCUUCGCCUGGUCACCUACUGAUGAACACUUAGCUUACAUUUCACCAUUGUUUAGACACUUAUACCAAAACUGAAACAUACAGCACAUUUAAGAAUUUGUUAAACUGUAAGAAGGGUGCCCCAUUGUGGAGCAACUAGGAGAUCCAGAGACACCCCACUCCAUUUGAAGACUGCACUGUUGUUCCUAAUAUAUGCCCAAGGGCGAUGUACUGAUUAAUCUGGGCGAGGGAGAUACUGUAUGUAUUCCAGGGAAAGAAAGACAAUACUGUAAUGAGUAAUUCAAAGGAACCAGGAACAGCAUCCAGAAUCCCUGUUAUGAAGAGUGGGGGUGGGGUUUCGUACUCGUCUGGUGAGACCGGUUGGUCUUUACCAAGUACCUGGUGGGAGAGUCACACUAGCAUGCUAGAGUGACUUGUCACAUCUCCAGACAGAAAGCUCCCUUGUGGACGUAUCCUCCGUCGCUGACAUAAGCUUUCAGCAGCUUGGUGAAUCAUGCCAUGGAAUCUGGCCCAGUGUGAAGAGCCUCGCUAUUGGAUCAGCCCGGCCUUAGGCAGGAGACGGGGCUAUCUCCCACCCGCCUAUAACGCUCACACACGCACUACUAACACUCAAACGCAACAGCGGCCCAGUGACAGACAGCUGCCAGCACUAGUGACUCGUGACCUGGCCUUCGCCACCACCUCUCAGCGGGAGACACGGGAAAACUGCGUGGAGGAAAUCAUGGUGACAGCGGAGAAUCCCUUUGCUCAGCCAGCAGCCUGCAAACACACGGGGACCGCGGGCGGCUGCCUAAAGCCCAGGGACCCGCGCCGCGGCCUGCGCCGCUACCUGCUGCUGAAAUACCUGCAGGUGCUGGUCUUGCCGGAGGCGAGCGAGCUGGUGCUCCUGGUGGGGACGUUGGCCAGCGCGCACGCGGCCCUGCUCCUCAGCUCCCCCCGCAUCUCUUGGAAGGCCUCCAACGUGCUACUGGGCCAGCUGGUCCUGACCGACGUGCUCUUGCCACUGCGCUGGGGCCUGGAGGCUCUGGGGGUGUGGUGGGGUGACGAGGUGGCCGGGGCGCUGGUGCAGGGGCUGCUGGGAGCCCAGCGCCAAGCCAGCUCGCUGCUCCUCAGCUGCCUGAGCCUGGAGGUGGUGUUGAUGAGGUGGUGGGCGGAGGAGACGCGGCGGCUGCGCACGGUCCACCACGCCCGCAUGCUGAGCGGCGCCGUCUGGGCGCUGACCCUGGGGAAGUUGCUGCUGGUCCAGGCCGUCGGCCACAGCCCGCUCCCAGUCCAGGGACCCGCACUGAAGGCUUGCCUGCUGGCUGUAUCAGUGCUGCGCAGUUUCACCCGCUGCCUCAAGGGGGCGUUGUGGCUGGCUGACACAUGGGUCUAUUACACGAUCUUCUGCAACAGCACCCAAUGCAGAAAGAGCUGCCUUCGCUAGCGCCAUCAGGCUCACGCUAACAGGUACUCUGUGAGACGUCCCCCAGCUGUUCCUCUCCCCUUCCUCUCUUCAAAAGAAUUACCUCCGUUUAAUUCUUUAAUUUAAUUAUGUCCAUUAUUAUCAGUUGGCUGACUCUCUGUUCUUAGCAUUUCCCAGCGGGUGAACGUCCGUUUAAAAUGAACGUGAGUUUGACGGAGAGCUGCGCAGUCAUUCCCUUUGCACUCCAUUGACUGCUUUCAGAACGUGGCAGAUUUUUGUUUAUUUUUCCAUUUUUUAAAAAUUCCUUUUCUGUCCCUUUCAAGGGUGUACCCCUUCCAUGCUCCCUGUAGCGCCUGGUAUAGGAUCCAGUGUCCCCCCCCCCCACCUCUCCACGACCUUGGCCAGGAUGAUUGUUUGAAAAAUGAAGGGAUGGAUGGUUAAUUUUCCCAGAUAUAUCAAUUCAUCUUCAGCCAUCCAAAGCAACACUGUCAUAGCCGUGAGGAACCAAGUCAUUACAGGCAGAGUAUGGUGUCCUUAUUGCUCAAUGCAGGGUGUCUCCAGUAUCACAUGCUUUUUCUGGCAUGACUCACCUCGGCCGGCAUCGCAAUUAGCUGGCUGCACUUCUGCAAGAACCCACUGCGGAAUGGCACUGCACAACAACACACCAGCCACUGGUGCUAAACCAGUGACACAGAGCUGGCCUGAGGCUUCUACUUGAACUACCGUGGCACUGACAAAUGAACUGACACUGUUGAUGAAAAUACAGUGACUAUUUUUCCUAUUUAUUGUUCCUGGUAUAUAUUUAUCUAAAUAAUAAUACAUACAUUUAUUGUCUAACAAUACCCUCUAUUAAUUGCUUUGUAAAUAUAUUAAUGAACUGUGAGUUGAUAUAUUAAUGAACUGUGAAUCUGUCUGUAAUGGUCAAGGCAGAGGACUGUGUUUUUCAGACUGGUCCUUGGGGACCUCGAUUCGGUACAUGUUUUUGCUCCCUCCCAGCUCCCUGCCUACCAGGAACUGAGAGGGAGCAAAAAUGAUGACUGUGUGUGGGCCCCUAAAGAGUGGUUUGAGAAACACUGGUGGAGAAUAACCUCUAUUUACUGCUCUGUGUGAACCACGGUUAGCUUUUGCCAUCGGGAUGUGACACUCCGUGAUGUGACGCUCCGUGAUGUGACGCUCCGUGAGAUGACGCUCCGUGAUGUGACCGGAGCUUAUCUGAACAGUCACCACAGUGGAUAAGCUGACUGUGACUCGAUCCACUUUGUUUUGUGUUGUCUGGAAGCAAGGCAACAGAUAAGUCACUUUCCACUGGUAUUAUUCUUGUUGUUUAGCUUGUUUUUGAUAGAUCACCAUGAAUACAUAGUCUCGAGUGCUCACUGAA